ACACACACACAAAACAUAGGCGACUAUAAGACCCAGUGGAAGCCGCGAGCACCGCGACAUGACAACUGCCUAAACACUGACAGUACGUAUUCACGUCCACUCAGUCGCACCUCAGGAACACACAGUACGGAUCCCGUGACAGUGAACUGAAGCGCUAGAGAUGCUGAAAGUGACUGUGGCCGCCUCUCGCGCCGCUCCUGAAUACUGGAUCGACGGAUCCAAGAAAGAGACGCUGGCCGACUUCUAUGAGCUCGAGUCUGAACUGGGACGGGGAGCCACAUCAGUGGUGUUCAGAUGCCACCAGAAAGGCACCCAGAAGCAAUAUGCUGUGAAGAUGCUGAAGAAAACAGUUGACAAGAAGAUUGUACGAACGGAGAUAGGUGUAUUACUGCGCCUCUCUCAUCCAAAUAUAAUCAAACUGAAGGAGAUCUUCGAGACCCCUGUGGAGAUUAGCCUCGUGUUAGAACUUGUUACUGGCGGAGAAUUAUUUGACAGGGUGGUAGAGAAAGGCUAUUACAGCGAACGAGAUGCGGCUGAUGCUGUUAAACAAGUGCUUGAGGCAGUUGCGUACCUGCAUGAGAAUGGCAUAGUGCACAGAGACCUGAAACCUGAGAACCUCCUCUAUGCCACCUCAGCGCCAGAUGCUCCGCUCAAAAUAGCUGAUUUUGGUUUGUCAAAAAUAAUGGAUGAUCAGGUAACAAUGAAGACCGUGUGCGGGACUCCAGGCUAUUGUGCUCCUGAGAUUUUGCAGGGAUGUGCCUAUGGCCCUGAGGUUGACAUGUGGUCUGUGGGAGUUAUCACGUACAUUUUGUUAUGUGGUUUUGAGCCCUUUUUUGAUGACAGAGGAGACCAGUACAUGUUUAAACGCAUCUUGAACUGUGAAUAUGAAUUUGUCUCCCCCUGGUGGGAUAAUGUGUCACUCAACGCCAAGGACCUGGUGAAGAAACUUAUUGUCCAGGAUCCAAAGAAACGGCUGACGACACAACAGGCCCUGCAGCACCCCUGGGUCACUGGAAAGGCUGUUAACUUCACUCAUAUGGACACAGCACAGAAGAAACUCCAGGAGUUCAAUGCUCGAAGAAAGCUCAAGGCGGCGGUCAAAGCGGUGGUGGCCUCAACUCGACUGGGCAGUGCAGGAAGCCACGGCAACACAGACAACAACAAAACCGACUGCAGCCACUCCAUCCAGCAGAAGACAGCAGAAGAUCAGCCGGACUCUGAACAGCCUCAAAUUCAGAAUGAAGCCUCUUAGACUUCCACACUGGAACUGGAAUUAGAACUGGAACUACUUCCCUUCGUGAAAGGAACAUGUUGAUUUUGCCGUGGGCCUCAUAAAGGACUGAACUGAAGUCUGCAUGCAGACUGUUUGUCUGUAGAAAAGUCCCACCUUGUGACUCAGCCAAUUGCCAUACCAUGCCAACGUUCGAUAAGCAGCCUACUUAACUUUGGAUUUUUGUACAGUGAAAGAGCAUGUUCAUCCAUUGUGGGUGGCAAUGAAAAGAACCGAAUGUCUUCAUAUUAUGUGAUCAUUACAUCUACAGUGGCGUCAAAAAGUCUGAGGCAUAUGUUUCAUCUAAACCUGGUUAUAAACAAUGUUUUAGGAUUUUGAAAAUGUAAAAAAAAAAAAAAAAAAAUUAUGGAACAUCCUCAAAUCAUGCAAAUCACAAUCCACAAAUCAAAUACUAAGAAGUUCUGAAAUUCUUGGAAAUGUUUUCAAAUAACUCAUCACUCAAAUUGUUAUUAUUAUAAUUUAUAAUGAUUCUUUUAUAGUACAUUUUAUAUACUAUACUAUAGUGUACUAUAUAGUAUGGUAUAUUAAAUUAGAAAAUGCCAAAUAGAAACAUUUUCACUAGUGUUCUCAGACUUUUGGAACGCAUCUGCUUUUUUCAAAUCUAUAUUUAUUUUAUCAUGCUCUUGAUUAAAUCGGCAAGUUAUCAUUAAGGUGAAGUACUCUAUGGAUAUAAGCUCUUUAGUUGUAUAAAUUAAAUUUUUGCUGCUUUUUAUUGAAAUUAUUUUAUUUGUUCAUGUUUUUAUGUAAUAUUUACAGUUAAACAAACAGAAUUUCCAUGUGGAUAUUGAUUAUAACCUUUACAUGAACUUUAACUGAGAAUGCCUUAUCAUAUACCAUGUUUUUAUACUUAAAUUAUUAUUAAUACUAUAAUUAUUUCAUAUUUUAGGAACACUAUUAGACAAUGUGUUUUAAACUUAGAAAACAACACUGGGGUAUUUAGGACAUAUUGUUUAAAUAGAGAAAUGGUGAUUUCCACUUUACUUUAGUCUAAAUCAAUGUUCAGCCUGGGAUAACUAGCCUAUCUAGCACAAAAACUUGCAAAGAAAUAACUUCCCUUGUGCCAAAAUAAUUUUGUCUCAAUAUAUUUCACUUGGAGUUUCCCCUUAAAGCUGAAGUAUGUAACUUUUUGUGUGUUAAAAUACAUUCUUCAAUCCCAAUUUAAUAUACUAUAAGUACUUACUAUAAGUAAGCCAUUUAAAGGUUAAUUUUCUCCAAAACUGUAAACACUGUGUCACUGUGGAGCUAUAAAUCCUGUUUAAAAUCCUGUGUAUAAAUCCUGAGCUAUAAAUCCUGUAAAAUCCUGUUUGUUUUGAGCGACCCGAUUAGACCCACCCCCAGGAAUGUUACUCAACCAGUGGUGCGAGUUGGGGGUGGGUCUAUCUGACUGUUUGAACAACAGCAGACGACGGGCGUAUUCGGAAAGCUGUUUUGAAAACAUUGUUUAUUUUUGCAAUUACAUUCAGUGGCAAUUAUGUCGCAGAAACUUCAGCUUUAAAAUAUUAAACAGCUAUCAGGUAAUCUAAAUGACUUAUAAACUGGCAAGAACUCAUCUCAAAAGUCUUUUCCAACAAGUCUGUGAUUUAAAACACACAUACACAAGGUGUUUUGGUCCUAUUCGAUAUUCUUUAUAGCAUGCUUGUAUGGAAUGCUGUUUGAUAAUUUAAUAAUCAUAUGUAAGGAAUGUAAUAUGGAUGUACAGGGGUUCAUGUUUUGCAUGUAGGAAUGUUUAUCUUAACUGCUGCAAUUGUCUUUUUAAAAUGCACUGUAUUUUACUGAUAAGAACUGCUGUCUAUUUAACAGUAUGAUACUGGAGGCCAUUUGACGGUCACUUUGUACAUGACACUAGUGUGUCAACUUUGUUUAAAUGCCUGUUUCUAUGUCUAAGACAAAAGCACUGUAUAUUACUUGCUGAAAUAAAGAAUGCAAAAUAAUCUAGA
Messenger RNA from Myxocyprinus asiaticus (Chinese sucker), 3228 nucleotides. Its product is annotated as calcium/calmodulin-dependent protein kinase type IV-like. The transcript is spliced from 12 exons. Gene Ontology annotation, molecular function: calmodulin binding; calcium/calmodulin-dependent protein kinase activity; ATP binding. Bases 161 to 1252 code for a protein of 363 amino acids. NCBI's taxonomy places the organism in Eukaryota, Metazoa, Chordata, Actinopteri, Cypriniformes, Catostomidae. Gene Ontology annotation, biological process: protein phosphorylation. The record is from RefSeq and is a predicted model, not a curated record.